Messenger RNA from Chrysochloris asiatica (Cape golden mole), 1194 nucleotides. RefSeq names its product serpin peptidase inhibitor, clade B (ovalbumin), member 10 (gene SERPINB10). Lineage: Eukaryota; Metazoa; Chordata; Mammalia; Afrosoricida; Chrysochloridae. The coding region runs from base 1 to 1194 and encodes 397 amino acids. Gene Ontology annotation, molecular function: serine-type endopeptidase inhibitor activity. The transcript is spliced from 7 exons. The record is from RefSeq and is a predicted model, not a curated record. Gene Ontology annotation, biological process: negative regulation of endopeptidase activity.
AUGGAUUCUCUGGCAACAUCAAUCAACCAGUUUGCCCUGGAGUUUAGCAAAAAGCUAUCUGAAUCUUCAGAGGGUAAAAAUAUUUUCUUUUCCCCCUGGGGCAUCUCAACUUCCUUGGCUAUGGUGUACUUUGGCACCAAAGGUACCACUGCAGCUCAAAUGGCCCAGGUGCUUCAAUUGAACCAAGGCCACGACCUCAAAUCUUGUCCUGAAAGUGAAAAGAAAAGGAAAAUGGAAUUCAAUUUGGACAAAGUUGAAGGAAUAUACUCUAAUUUCCAGACACUUAUCUCAGAAAUCAACAAGCCCAACAAUGCCUACAUCCUUAAGACAGCCAAUGGGUUAUACGGUGAGAAGACAUAUCCAUUUUACAAUAAAUAUCUAGAUGACAUGAAAAAAUACUUUGGAGCAGAGCCACAGUCUGUUAAUUUCAUAGAAACUCCUGACCAAACCAGAAAGGAGGUCAACUCUUGGGUUGAAAACCAGACUGAAGGAAAAAUCUUGAAUCUCUUACCUGAGGAUUCUGUGGGUCCUACAACUAGGAUGGUUCUAGUGAAUGCCCUUUACUUUAAAGGAAUGUGGGAGCAACAGUUCUCAGUUGAAAACACCACAGAAAAACCUUUCCGAAUAAACAAGACCACAAGCAAACCAGUACAGAUGAUGUCGAUGAAACAAAAGCUUCCAGUAUUUCACAUAGAACAGCCACAAGUCACGGGUCUUCAACUGUACUAUGAGAGCCGUGACCUCAGCCUUCUCGUACUGCUGCCAGAAGACAUCAGUGGACUGGAGCAGCUAGAAAAGACCAUCACCUACGAGAAGUUGAAUGAGUGGACCAGUGAAGAGAUGAUGGAAUUAUAUGAAGUGCAAUUGCAUCUCCCAAAAUUCAAGCUGGAAGAAAGUUAUGACCUCAAAUCAGCCCUGAUCAGUCUGGGGAUGAGCGAUGCCUUUAGCCAGAGCAAAGCUGAUUUCUCAGGGAUGUCUUUGGAGAGAAACCUCUUUCUGUCCAAUGUUUUCCACAAGUCUUUCCUGGACAUAAAUGAAAAAGGGACAGAGGCUGCGGCGGGCUCUGGGAGUGAGGUCGAUUUCCGGAUUCGACUCCCUUCCAUAGAAUUCAAUGCAGACCACCCAUUCCUCUUCUUCAUCAGGCAUGACAAAACCAAGAGUAUCCUUUUUUAUGGACGCUUUUGCUCCCCGUAA